Alternaria arborescens is the source of this 1494-nucleotide messenger RNA. RefSeq lists its product as hypothetical. NCBI's taxonomy places the organism in Eukaryota, Fungi, Ascomycota, Dothideomycetes, Pleosporales, Pleosporaceae. The transcript is spliced from 2 exons. Bases 1 to 1494 code for a protein of 497 amino acids. The record is from RefSeq and is a predicted model, not a curated record.
AUGGCUCAUAAAACCCCUGAAUUCGAUCAGCUUGUGCUGGAGAAGAUUAAAGAAUUCAACGUGCCAGGCCUUUCGCUUGCCGUUGUGCAGGGCGAUGAUAUCUACUCAAAGGCGUAUGGCUAUUCGAAACUACCCGACGUCGAGACAAAUACAGAUACCCUCUUCGACCUGGCAAGCACGUCCAAGAGUACCACUGCAGGAGCCGUCGCACUUCUCGUAGACGACGAGAAGUACCCAGACGUACAAUGGACAACACCUGUUUCGAAGAUCCUUCCAGAUGACUUCAUCCUUCCUGACCCAUUCCUUACAGAGCAGGUUACUAUUGAAGACAUACUAAGUCAUCGUAGUGGAAUUGCUACCCAUGACGAAUCGUACUUGAGUGCCCGCGCGAAACAUCCAGACAAUCCAAAGUCUUUGACCCGCAACCUGCGCAAUCUUGAAUUCGUCAAGCCCCUUCGCACCGAGCAUGUAUACUGUAAUAUCAUGUUCAGCGUCGCGGUGCAUCUUAUCGAGACUGUCAGUGACAUGUCCUAUACCGACUUUAUAAGGACGAAGCUCUGGAAACCCCUCGGCAUGACCAAUACAUUUCAUGACGUCCACGACAUCGAAGCCAACAGCGACAAAGAUCGCAGAACAACGUCAUACCACUGGCACAGCGGAUCUCAAUCCUAUGCUACACUACCUCAUUAUCCUCCAGCUCCGGAAGGGCAUGGCGCAGGCUGUAUCUUUAGCAGUGCAGGCGACUACGCGAAAUGGAUCCGCGCUCUCAUCAAACGCGAUCCAAUUCUUUCCAAAGCGAGCCACAAGGCACUUGCCACCCCUCGAAGUUUCGACCUUCUAGGUGACGAGAAAUGGUCUAUACCCUUCAAAAGUGAAGAGCUCUACACCUUAGGCUUAAGCCUUACCAGCUAUCGCGGACACAAAUUGAUCGGACAUUAUGGCUCAGUACCUGGAUUUAAGGCCAUGGUUUGCUUCAUGCCCAAGUUCGACUGGGGACUUGUAAUCUUCGGGAACUCGGAUAGCGCAGCCUAUGUCAAUGACAUUCUGAAGUUUACGCUACUAGACAAGGUUAUCGAUGUAAGGAAGGAAGAUCGCAUCGACUGGGGUACAUUCUUCAAGAAUUUCCAAUCUAUGGAUGAUGCGGAAGAGGCGGAGAAACCUGAGUGGACGAAGGUCGAUAGUGUAGAGCCGCUCGAUAUUGUUGUGGAGAAGAUAGCUGGUAGCUACCACAACGUUGGGUACAAAGGGUUGGUGCUUGAGGUGAAGGAUGGGAAGCCAGUAGCGGAUUGCAGCGAUCGAUGCUUUCCUUACAUGCUGAAAUUUGAGCAUCUAACGGGUAACAUGUUUGCUGUAGAGAUGCAUGGUAUCUGGGAAGGCAAACUAUACAGUACAAUCCGAGGCGAGAUCAGAACAGAGAACGGGCAGGUAAGAGCAGUGGGUGUCGAGCUAGAACCGGACGUCAAAGGCGGUCUCAUCUGGUUCGAUCGGGUGUAG